AUGGACACUUUAGAUAGCUUAGGCCCUGUUAGUAAAAUAGCGGAAGUUGCUGCAAACGUUGGGCAAGCUGUAUUUCCACUUUUUGGUGCUAUUGCGGUAUUAUUUCGAGAAAUAAUUGUUUUGGCCGAGAAAGCAGGGCACAAUAAAAGAGUCUGCAGAAGGUUGGCUGAGCGUGUACGUGUAGCAAAUCAAACACUCUCACAACUGCUUCUGAAGGACGAAAAUGAUCUGGCUUUAAAGAAUUAUGUUCAAGCGAUUACGAAUUGUAAAGAUUUCAUUGAAAAGAUUAGCAAUUCCGGGACAUUCAUGAAAUUAGUUACCGCUCAUGAGAUCGAAACCGCAUACAGGGACAUCACUGAAGAAUUAGAUACCGCAAUUAAUCAAUUGGGGCUAACCGUGUGCAUUAGGACAAAUAAAGACAUAGAAGAUGAUCGUAAGUUAUUCCUUUCAGAAAUAAAAACUUCAUUCCAAGUCAUUGAAGAAGUUACAAAAGACUUGUAUGACAUUGGAAUGGAUGUUCAACAAAGAUUUAGUGUAUUUGAAGCCAAGUUAGAUACCAUUCAUACGGCUGUUGAUAAUGUGAGCAAAGGAGUCAUAAUAAACAAUAAAACUUUGGAAAAUUCCAAAAUACCUAGUCAUCAAAUUACAGAUACUGAAGAAGAAGAGGUGAAGCGUGGUCAUAUAGUGAAGAAAACAUAUAUCAUGCAGACAGUCGCUCAAAAGGAGAUCGGGCAUGUUUAUUCUUUACAGAAAUCCAUAGACCUCAUUGAAAGAGAGGUUGCUAUUCUCACUGAACUAAGAAAUUGUCAACAUAUUAUAACAUUUUAUGGUACAAUGCAGCGUAGCGGUAAACUAUACAUAAUUUCAGAAUGGGCAGAAAUGGGUGAUCUUAACACAUACCUGAAAAACCAUACCGAAACAUGGAAUUUCAAACUCAGAAUUGCUUCGGAAAUAGCUGGCGGCUUAGUUUUUUGUCACGUUUGUGAUAUAUUGCAUCACGAUAUAAGAAGCCACAAUAUACUGUUAACAAGUGAUCUAACAGCAAAGAUCAGUAACUUUAGUUCUAGUCGUAAAGAAAGUGACGUUACAACAAAGGUCAAGGAUAUCACACUUAGAUAUAGAUGGCUCGCUCCUGAAAAACUAGAAAAUUAUAAAGACAAUGAGUAUACCAAACAAUGUGAUAUAUACAGCUUUGCUAUUGUGCUUUGGGAACUUGCCACCCAAGAAGUGCCUUUUGCCGACGUUACAGUUGUCACAGAUUUGAUUACAAAGAUAACGAGUGGAGAACGCCCACCACUGAUAAAGAAUGCGCCUCCCGCAUAUGAAAAAAUUAUGCAGCAAGGAUGGCAACAGCGUCCUAUAAAGCGACCAACUGCUGAUCUUAUGUUUAAGGAAUUAAGCAAUCUUUUUAAAUCCUCAAGGUCUCAAACAGGGUCAGGAGAUUUUGGACUCCCAUCACCUUCAACUCCUAUAAUAUCUACUAGUUCACGGAGCGAUUCAUUAUCUUCUUUCGACACGCCUCAGAGCGGUAAUUCUCAAAAAGAUUUUGAUAGUAUCAGUAUUGCUUCAAACUAUGAAUUCGAUAGUAUUGAUGAUUCUGGACAAGUGAAUAUCCAAAUUAUUCAACAUGACGUGAAUGAGGCAAAGAGAUUGCACAAUGAAAAAAGGUACAAAGAAGCAUGGCCAAUCUUUAAGCAUCACGCUGAUAAAGGAAACGAAAUUGCAGAGUUUUAUGUUGGUUACUAUUUAAAUGCCGGUGAUCGUGGUGUUGAGCAAAACAAGGAACUUGCCGUUGAAUACCUUCGUCGUUCAGCAGAAAAAAAUGUUCCUGAUGCGCAAUUAAGAUAUGGUGUUGCUUUACUUAACGGAGAAGGUGUUGUCAAAAGUGUAGAGAAUGAUAAGAUCGCCGUUGAGAACUUACAAAGAGCUGCAAAAUAUGGUAAUUCAAAUGCUAUGUUCAAUUAUGGAGAUUUAUUGAUAAAUGGCGCACACGGAGUUAAACAAGAUUUGGAAGAAGGUGAACAUUGGAUGAAACAAGCACAUAAAAAGGGUCAUCCAUAUGCAUAUAAAAAAUUAGCAGACCGAUAUAGAACUUUAGGAAAAAAAAUUCCUAAUGAUAUAGAAGAAGGAAUACGACAAAUCGAGUUAAAAUAA
Dentiscutata erythropus is the source of this 2154-nucleotide messenger RNA. The record is from the annotation of a GenBank genome assembly. Lineage: Eukaryota; Fungi; Glomeromycota; Glomeromycetes; Diversisporales; Gigasporaceae.